Messenger RNA from Filobasidium floriforme, 546 nucleotides. RefSeq lists its product as uncharacterized. Bases 1 to 546 code for a protein of 181 amino acids. The transcript has 2 exons. Lineage: Eukaryota; Fungi; Basidiomycota; Tremellomycetes; Filobasidiales; Filobasidiaceae. The record is from RefSeq and is a predicted model, not a curated record.
AUGCCUUUCGACAAUACAGCUUAUAGAGACACAAUCGCCCGGAAAACAGCGGGAUUCACCCUCACCCUAGGCGUGUUCGAUAAUAAUGCGCAGGAUAAAAGGAGAGAGAUCCAAUUACCGGUUGUUUGGGAAGCAGAAGCCCGCUUGCAACAGAAAGACGGCGAUCCUGCCCCCAUGAGGCUCACGGACUGUAUAGACAAGGGCGAGAUCAGCAACUCAUCCGAUACAUUGUGGAUCGUUGACGUCAAGCAGAACUGGGUGGGGGAAGACAAGGGCGAGCGGAAAGCUUUAUACGCCAUGAACCAGAUCGUUGCCGCCCGCCAUUCAGAUCAUAUUUGUGACACCAUGAUAUUAGGAUUGAAAAAGGACAAAUGUCUGGGGCAUCUAGGGAAGAACAAGCCGGGCACGACCUAUCGCUUUGUCUGUCAAACCGACGAGGAACGCCCUGAAGGACUGCCUGAAGGUGCUUACCCCUUUGAAGGCUUAAUGAUUCUGGGACCUACUGGAAAGGAAGUUAAGGGUUACAACGAAGCCAAGUUGGAUUAG